UCCCUCAUCUGGGGUCAGGUCACACGUAAAGCGUCAACAACAUGGCGACCGUACUCGCCACAAAAGUAUUUUUCCCGCUUUCGAGGCUCCAUUUCAGAUGUCUAGCGGCUUGCCAAAGAAACUGCAGCAAUGCAAACGGAAGUUCCUCGCCUCUGUCGGGGAAAACGGUCAGGAUCGGCUGUGCUUCUGGGUUCUGGGGCGACACAGCGACCGCAGCCCCCCAGUUGAUCCACCAGGGGAAUAUCGAGUUCCUGGUGUUUGACUACCUGGCAGAGAUCACCAUGUCUCUUCUGGCUGCAGCCAAGCAGAAAGACCAGAAUUUCGGCUAUGCUCCUGAUUUUGUCCGAACAGCUAUUGGACCCUUCAUAAAGGAUAUCAAGAAGAAAGGUAUCCGUGUGGUCAGUAAUGCAGGAGGAGUGAACCCUCAGGCCUGUGCUGUAGCACUGCAGGAGGUGGCCAAGAAAUCUGGAGUGGACCUGAAGAUUGCAACCAUAUUUGGAGAUGAUCUCAUGCCACAGCUUGCAGGUGUUGCAGCCUCUGGUGUGAAAGAUUUGGACUCUGGUGACCAUCUACCCAAAACUAUACACAGUAUGAAUGCCUACCUAGGGGCUCGGCCAAUCAGCAGAGCCCUAGACCAUGGAGCUGAUGUAGUUAUCACCGGGAGGUGUGUUGACAGUGCUGUGGUGCUGGGACCAUUAUUACACACUUUUGGAUGGAAGACAACAGACUAUGAUCUUCUUGCAGCAGGAAGCCUUGCAGGCCAUAUUGUAGAGUGUGGUGCUCAGGGAACUGGUGGAAUAUUCACUGACUGGCACACAAUACCAGAUUGGGACAAGAUGGGUUUCCCUAUAGUCGAGGUAGCCUCUGAUGGACAGUUUAUUGUCAGCAAGCCCCCGGGAACUGGUGGUUUGGUAUCUGUACCGACCGUCUCCGAGCAGAUUGUAUACGAGAUUGGCGAUCCACGUGCCUACCUUCUCCCGGAUGUGUCGUGUAACUUUGCAGACGUGACGCUGAAGGAAAUUGAUGGUCAUGAUGGGGGUGCUGUGUUUGUAACUGGUGCAAAAGGAAAACCUCCUUCAAAACAAGUCAAAGUGAGUGCGACAUAUUUUGAUGGUUACCGAGCGUUGGCAGUGUGCGCUGUAGGAGGACCCAGGUCUGUAGACAAGGCCAGGAGAACGGCAGAGAGUAUCCUGAAAAGAGUUAGAAGGAUAUACAAGCAACUUGGAAUGGAAGAUUUCAAGAAAGUACAGAUACAGGUUAUCGGAGCAGAAGAAACAUAUGGACCUCAUGCCAACCCAACACUUGCCAAGGCCCAGCGUGAAGUUGCCCUGUGGUUUGGGGUGCAGCACAAUGAUAGAAGAGCCCUGCAGCUGUUUGCAGGGGAGAUCGCACCUGCUGGCACCGGCAUGGCACCCGGGCUGACUGGUAUUGUUGGGGGAAGACCAAGAGUGUCCCCGGUGUUGAAACUGUUUUCAUUCCUGUAUAACAAGGAAAAUCUGAAGAUUAACAUCCAUGUGGACGGACAGGAAGUAGAGACCAUGGUAGAUGACCAUGGGGUGGAGGUUCAGCAACAAGAACCCCUGCCUGCAGGGGAGACAGAAGCUGUGGAGAGUGGAUCCUGCACAUACAGGUUAGAGGACCUUGCUUAUACCAGGAGUGGAGACAAGGGAAAUUCCUGUAACAUUGGUGUGGUUGCCAGGUGUUCAUCUUACCUGCCGUACCUGCGAGCUGCCCUCACACCUGAAGCUGUUGAGCAGUAUUUCCAGCACCUGCUUGAACCCGCCAAUGAUGCAGCUCCUCAAGUCAUCAGAUAUGAUGUUCCAGGGCUCCAUGCACUGAACUUUGUGCUGAAGAACUCUCUGGGAGGGGGAGGAGUUGCCUCACUCAGGAGUGACCCACAGGGUAAAGCAUAUGGACAGAUGCUGCUGGAUUUCAAAAUCACAAAUGUUCCAAAACUGGUGCAGUAAAGUGUUUUGAGGAGUGGUGUGUGCUACAGAUAGGUGUCACUAUUUUUUUUAUUUCUGUUGUUUGUCUACAAAAGGAAGAUUUAGUUGAUGUAUGAACUUCAAUGUGUGCAGUGAAUCUGUGACACAAUGUUGAUCUAAUUGAAGACAAUGAAGAG
Branchiostoma belcheri (Belcher's lancelet) is the source of this 2122-nucleotide messenger RNA. RefSeq lists its product as uncharacterized. The record is from RefSeq and is a predicted model, not a curated record. Bases 42 to 1967 code for a protein of 641 amino acids. NCBI's taxonomy places the organism in Eukaryota, Metazoa, Chordata, Leptocardii, Amphioxiformes, Branchiostomatidae. The transcript has 21 exons.